Lactuca sativa (garden lettuce) is the source of this 1977-nucleotide messenger RNA. RefSeq lists its product as uncharacterized. NCBI's taxonomy places the organism in Eukaryota, Viridiplantae, Streptophyta, Magnoliopsida, Asterales, Asteraceae. The record is from RefSeq and is a predicted model, not a curated record.
AUGCCAACUGAUGCUGCAGAAAAUCUAGAUAUGGUUGAAGCUGUAGAAGAAAAUUUUAGUGGGAACCCUGAUAAGUUUAGAGAACUGAUAGAGGAUGCCGAGAAGCCCCUAUACACAGGGUGUCUUAAUUUCACAAAGUUAUCUGCAAUCAAUCAACUACUCAACUUGAAGAGUAAGUAUGGAGAAACGAAAAUGUACAGUAGUACAUAUGAGGUGAAAAAAGCAUUUAAGGCAAUGGGUUCAGGGUAUACUAAGAUACAUGCCUGUGUCAACAAUUGUAUACUUUACAGAAAAGAAUACAUAGAUUUGGUAGCAUGUCCUACUUGUGGUAAAUCAAGAUGGAAGGUUGAUGAAAAAAUAAAUAAAAUUUACAACAAUAUUCAUGCAAAAUGUUUGUGGUACUUUUCAAUUACUCCGCGCUUCAAGCGUCUUUUCCAGUCUAAGACAACUACAAAAGAUUUAACAUGGCACGCAAUAGAAAGAAUGGUGGAUGUUGGAGUUUUAAUUCACCUAGCUGAUUCACCAGCAUGGGCUGCCAUUGAUGACAAAUAUCCUGAUUUUGAUAGCGAACCAAGGAAUUUGCGACUAGGCAUUUCGGCGGACAGGGUUGAUGUGAACAGAGGAAAUAGGAGUCAUAGUGUUUGGCCUGUUUUAACUGUCAUUUACAACCUUCCACCAUGGUUGUGUAUGAAGAGAAAGUUCAUCAUGCUUUCGUUAUUGAUUUUGGGAACACCAGGAAACGAUAUUGAUGUGUUCCUAGCACCUUUUAUUGAUGAUCUGCAAUUAUUAUUUGAUUUUGGAGUUGAAACAUACGAUGCAUAUGCACACGAGCAUUUUAAACUACGCGCAGUUGUGUUAUGGACUAUUAAUGAUUAUCCUGCUUUAGGUACAUUAAGUGGUUGCCCAUACAGCGGUUUUCAAGGUUGUGUUGUGUGUGAUAAAGAGACACACUGCAUUAGACUCCCUGAAUCGAAUAACCAGAGUUAUGCUGGUCAUAGAAGAUUUCUACCGUAUGAUCACCCGUUCAGAAGACAAAAGAAGGCAUUCAAUGGACAACAAGAGUUCUCACCCUCUCCAGAACCUAUGAAUGGGGAGGAAAUAUAUAACAGGGUAAAAUUUAUAAUUAAUAAAUGGGGAAAGGUUAAUAACGACAAGGAGGCAGAAAUCCAACAAGCAACAAGUGGAAGAGGUGGGAAGAUGAAUAAAAAAAAAGAGAAAACCACACCAACUGGACAACUAAGGUAUUGGACCGACAAUUUGGUUCCACAUUGUAUAGAUUUUAUGCAUGUGGAAAAGAACGUGGGUGAGAGUUUAACAGGAACUGUUUUGAACGUUCCCGGGAAGACAAAAGAUGCUUAUAAAGCUCGAUUGGAUUUGGUUCAUUAUGGUUUGAAACCAGAGCUGCAUCCUCAAAUAGAAGGGAACAACACAACACUUCUCGCAGCAGGUUGUACAUUGACAAAAGAGGAAAAAGACAAAUUUUGUGAGACUUUAUACAACUUAAGGGUUCCUCAAGGGUAUUGUUCUAAUUUUUCUAGUUUGGUGAGUCUAAAGGAUAGGAAGUUGAUCGGACUAAAAUCACAUGACUAUCACAUGCUCAUCAAAGAAAUCAUAGUGGAUGAGCUCGAUAAGUUGCAAGAGGAGUUAUGUGUAACCUUAUGUCUUCUUGAGAAACACUUUCCACCAUCAUUUUUUGAUGUGAUGAUUCAUUUAAUCGUUCAUCUCACUAGGGAAGUAAAAUUAUGUGGUCCAAUAUUCUUUAGAUGGAUGUACCCAUUCGAAAGGAUGGAUACUGUUGGUAUUCCGCCUGACAAUCAUAACAAUUGUGGAAUUCAUAAAGGUGUAGAUAGUAGUUUUAUUACGGAUGGUACUCCUGUAUCAGCUGCUAAAUCGGUAGAAGUUUCUGCAGAACUAUUCAGUAAAGCACAUUUCUUUGUAUUGCAAAAUACAUCUGAAGUACUCCCAUAUAUCGAGUAA